GCGCGCAGUUUCUGCUUCAGUGUCCGGGAGGAGUCGGGGGCGGGGCUGGAGCCCGAGCCGCCGGGUGACGUCACCACGCUUCCGGCCGGAGCGGGCCUGGCAGCGGCGGGACCGCGUCACUGGGGCGCGCCGCGGGUCCGGGCGCGAUGGCGGCGCUGGGCGGGGACGGGCUUCGCCUGCUGUCGGUGUCGCGGCCGGAGCGGCAGCCCGAGUCGGCGGCUCUGGGCGGUCCAGGCCCCGGUUUGUGCUGCUGGGUGUCCGUGUUCUCUUGUCUCAGCCUCGCCUGCUCCUAUGUGGGCAGCCUCUACGUCUGGAAGAGCGAGCUGCCCAGGGACCAUCCUGCCGUAAUCAAGCGGCGCUUCACCAGUGUCCUGGUAGUGUCAAGUCUCUCGCCCCUCUGCGUGCUACUCUGGAGGGAACUUACAGGCAUCCAGCCAGGCACAUCCCUGCUCACCCUGAUGGGAUUCAGGCUGGAGGGCAUUUUUCCAGCAGCGCUGCUGCCCCUGCUGCUGACCAUGAUCCUUUUCCUGGGCCCACUGAUGCAGCUCUCUAUGGAUUGCCCCUGUGACCUGGCAGAUAGGUUGAAGGUUGUCCUAGCCCCUCGCUCCUGGGCCCGCUGCCUCACAGACAUGCGCUGGCUGCGGAACCAAGUGAUCGCCCCCCUGACAGAGGAGCUGGUGUUCCGGGCCUGCAUGCUGCCCAUGUUAGCACCGUGCACAGGCCUGGGCCCUGCUGUGUUCACCUGCCCACUCUUCUUUGGAGUUGCCCAUUUUCACCACAUUUUUGAGCAGCUUCGUUUCCGCCAGAGCAGUGUGGGGAGCAUCUUCUUGUCUGCAGGAAGGGCAUGCAGGUGUGGUCACUCGAGGCCUCCCCGUCUCCAGCGUUCCAGUUCUCCUACACAGCUGUCUUCGGUGCCUACACUGCUUUCCUCUUCAUUCGCACAGGUCCCAUUCCAGACUCAAGGAGGUUGUCCCAAGUCCCCUUCCCUGAGGCUGGUUGUCGAAGGAAAGGAAACCGCUGUGCAGUCACUCCCCAGAGCUCCCGCAGGUUGGCUGUGGCUAAACUGGAUCUAAAAGGGCAUCGUGACAGUCACAUACCUACCUCCCUGGAGAGCUUUCCUCUCCCCCAGCCUGUGUAGCAGCUGUCAGGGAAGCCAAGGAAUUGAGUACAGGCUGGUUUUAGAGGGUACAUUUGGGAUCUGGGAGUCGAGAGAGGAGGCGGCCCAGGACCACACCAAAGGUUAGAUGUAGUACCCUGAGAGCACUAGGCUGGCAGGGUGCUGGGAUGUACUUCCUGCCUGGUCCCCUGAGGGUCAGGGGAUCUGGGCUCUGUCCCUCCUCUUCCUUAUGCUCCUGCUCAGGAACUGCCCAGGAUCCCCCUGCCUUUCUCUUUCCUCACCAUCCUUACCUCCCCUGUGCGGUGGGCAGCGGUGCAGUGACACGGGCAGGAUUGCUGUCCCACCCCACAGGUGAGGGAACUGCAGGGAAGAAUUGGGAUUCUCCCGAGGGCUGAUUUGGGGGUCAGGGGGUCAGGCAGGAUUAGAUCCUGGGACUCAGUCCAGUGCUUCUAACCUCCCACCAAAAUCCACACCCAGAGGUUCCCACACCCAAGGGUCUCGUCUGCCUCUGGAAAGUGGUGUCUGUUUGCAUCUAGUUCUGGAUAGGGUGGUGGGUUGGUCCCAGCUUAGAAAAUAAAGCAGUGUAGUUGAGAAGCAAGUCCACCAGCAGCCUGGGUUUGAACUCUCUCUGCCUCUUAACUAGCUGUCAGGUCCUGGACAAGUUAUUUAACCUGCCUAUGACUCCAUUUCUGUGUCUAUAAAAUGGGUGAAAGUGUUAA
Molecule: messenger RNA, 1836 nt
Organism: Orcinus orca (killer whale)
Lineage: Eukaryota; Metazoa; Chordata; Mammalia; Artiodactyla; Delphinidae
Gene: RCE1
Product: Ras converting CAAX endopeptidase 1
Exons: 8
Coding region: 147-1073 (308 amino acids)
Biological process (GO): CAAX-box protein processing
Cellular component (GO): endoplasmic reticulum membrane
Molecular function (GO): metalloendopeptidase activity
Source: RefSeq, a predicted model, not a curated record